Dromaius novaehollandiae (emu) is the source of this 7961-nucleotide messenger RNA. It is a transcript of the gene TACR1, whose product is annotated as tachykinin receptor 1. Gene Ontology annotation, cellular component: sperm midpiece; plasma membrane. Gene Ontology annotation, molecular function: substance P receptor activity. The transcript is spliced from 6 exons. Bases 668 to 1912 code for a protein of 414 amino acids. The record is from RefSeq and is a predicted model, not a curated record. Gene Ontology annotation, biological process: positive regulation of flagellated sperm motility; G protein-coupled receptor signaling pathway. NCBI's taxonomy places the organism in Eukaryota, Metazoa, Chordata, Aves, Casuariiformes, Dromaiidae.
AGCCGGCACCGGCACCGGCACCGGCACCGGCACCGGCACCGGCACCGGCACCGGCACCGGCACCGGCAGAACCGAACCGAACCGAACCGAACCGAACCGAACCGGGAGGGACCCGCGCCCCGAUCCGGCUGCGCCCCGAUCCGGGAGGGACCUGAACCGGGAGCGAUCUGCGCCCCGAACCGGGAGGGACCCGCACCCGAUCCGGGAGGGAGCCGAACCGGGAGGGACCCGCGCCCCGAAACCGGAGGGAGCCGCUCCGCGAAGCCGCUGCGCCCCGAUCCGGGAGGGACCCGCAGCCGAACCGGCUACGCCCCGAGCCGGGAGGGAGCCGAAGCGGGAGGGACCCGCAUCCCGAACCGGGAGGGAGCCGAUCCCCGAACCGGCUGCGCCUCGAACCGGGAGGGAUCCGAACCGGGAGCGAUCUGCAUCCCGAUCCGGGAGGAAGCCGAUCCGGGAGGGAUCCGCACCCAAUCCGGGAGGAACCCGAGCCUGGAGGGACUGGAACCGGGAGGGAUCCGCACCCAAACCGGGAGGGACCCGCACCCCGAGCCAUCCGCACCCCACAUCGGGAGGACCACGCGCCCCGACCCGCCCGCGCAUCCCGACCCGGGAGCCCCCCGCGCCGCGAGCCGGCCGGCGAUGCCCUGAGCCGCAGCGGGCCGGCGCCAUGGAUAACGCGCUGCCCGUGGCCGAGGAGCUGCAGCGCCGGCGGCUGCACAACGCCUCGCUCAACGAGUCCUUCGCCAACCAGUUCGUGCAGCCGCCGUGGCAGGUGGCCCUGUGGGCCGUGGCCUACGGCCUCGUGGUGGCCGUCUCCGUGGUGGGCAACGUGGUGGUGAUGUGGAUCAUCCUGGCCCACAAGCGCAUGCGCACCGUCACCAACUACUUCUUGGUGAACCUGGCCUUCGCCGAGGCCUCCAUGGCCGCCUUCAACACGGUGGUGAACUUCACCUACGCCGUGCACAACGAGUGGUACUACGGGCUGCUCUACUGCAAGUUCCACAACUUCUUCCCCAUCGCCGCCGUCUUCGCCAGCAUCUACUCCAUGACGGCCAUCGCCCUGGACAGGUACAUGGCCAUCAUCCACCCGCUGCAGCCCCGGCUCUCGGCCACCGCCACCAAGGUGGUCAUCGGCAUCAUCUGGCUCCUGGCUUUCCUGCUGGCCUUCCCCCAGGGCUACUACUCGGUGACGGAGGAGCUGCCGGGCCGGCUGGUGUGUCUGGUGGAGUGGCCGGAGCACGACGCCAACGCCUACGGCAAAACGUAUCACUUCUGCAUGACCGUCCUGAUCUACUUCCUGCCGCUCCUGGUGAUCGGAUGUGCCUACACCGUGGUUGGCAUCACCCUCUGGGCGAGCGAGAUACCCGGCGACUCCUCCGACCGCUACCACGAGCAAGUGUCGGCCAAGAGGAAGGUGGUGAAGAUGAUGAUCAUCGUGGUGUGCACCUUCGCGCUCUGCUGGCUGCCCUACCACAUCUACUUCACCCUGCAGUACUUCAACCCCGAGUGGUACCUGCAGAAGUUCAUCCAGCAAGUCUACUUGGCUAUCAUGUGGCUGGCCAUGAGCUCCACCAUGUACAACCCCAUCAUCUACUGCUGCCUCAACGACAGGUUUCGCGUGGGCUUCAAGCACGCGUUUCGGUGGUGCCCCUUCGUCAGCGCCGGCGAGUACGAGGGCCUGGAGAUGAAGUCGGCCAGGUACCUGCAGACGCAGAGCAGCACCUACAAGCGACUCCAAAACCGUCUCCGAAAGCCUCAGCUUCUACUCGAACACGCUCAGCUAAGAGGUCCCCGGCCCCUCUCGCUCCCAGCGCCAUCGCCCCAGUCCGCGUCUCCGUGCCGUUUUCCCGUCUCUCGCUGCACCGACGACAGCGGGGCAGCCCAAGAACCAAAAAACCCCCCUUUGGAUUAAUUUUGGUGUGCUUCCUCAUGGAUCCUCUUUGAAUGCAAGGGAGGCCAAGCUUUUUCAUCCUCCCCGUCACUCCUGGCCUCGUAUCCACAUGGGCAUAAAUCCGUGGAAAAAUAUCCUUUAUGAAUUUGGGGGCCACAACGCCAGUUUUCUGCAGGGACCACAGAAGCCAGGGACAGGUUUUUGGAUGCGACCCAGAUUUUGGUUGCUAUCUAGCAGUUGUACGUGCCAAAAAAAAUCAUAGUUGUUUCCCAAAAGGCUCAAAGUGGUGCAUCUUGUGUAGGUUUUGGAAGCCUGGGGAGGUCUGGGGGAGAAGAGACUAUACCAAAAUACCUGUUUCGCGACCCCAAAAUGGUGAGAGCUGCCCAGAAACAGGGGCACAGCAGUUUUCCGUCAUAAAACCGAGUUUUGCCAACGUGAAACGUUUGACGGGUUAUGGGAGUUUUGCAGAUAUUUUUGCUCGGCGACGUGCCAAAAGAAGAACCGCUUCCGCUUUCUGGAUUUUGUUUCCCAAGAACUUUCUCUUUUCAUCCCCUUCGCAUAAAACCGUAAGUUUAUGACGUGCAUAUGGGUGUAUUAAAUAUCGCUGUUGCUGUGACGUGGUUUCAUUGGGGCCAUUCGUGCCAUUCGCUCCGGCUACCCAAACCGGCGCCGUUGCAAACAUCGGCACUUCGGAUGGAUCAGGAAUUUCGCCGCGUGUCCAGUGCUGGAUUUUCGGGAAAGCUCACCGAGAAAGGAAGGCGGCAGUGGAGAGAGCCAACACCUUUUCAUUACACGCUGGGACUUUGCUUCCCCGCGGGAAAACCUCGGGAUCCUCCGGCGAGCAGCCUCCACGCAGCCAAAAGGCUCCUUUGGGCUUGUGGACACGCAUCCAAAAGAGGGAAAAAAGAAAAAAAAUAGAGGUGAGCAAACUUGCUUUGUUGGGAACAAAAUUACAAGCGUUUGGGCUUUUUUAUUCUUUUCUUUUUUCUUUUAAGCAUGUGAGUUGUUUCGGCAUGAGCUGCUAAGAUGAAGGGUGUUGCGUUCCUAGGCUUUUUUUUGCUGGAUUUAGCUCGGAUUGGAGGUUUGGCUGGCAUCGCCGCGGCCGCUGUCGCGGGAGCUGCCGGCACCGUCUCUCCCUCCUCGGGGUGGAAAUGAGCUUGUAAAGAAGAUUAUUCCCGGCGACAGAGAUGCUGGAGAGGAGCCGACAGGCUGGAGCGGGGCAAGGAAGGGGCUCGCUCGCCGUGAAGCCGAACGUCGCCGUGAAGCCGAGCCCACGGCCCUGCCUGGAAGCGGAGCAGCGACGGCUUUUUGAGCUUCCCAACCCACUGUUGGACGAUGCAGUCAUUAAAUAAAUCGGCCAGCCGCGAUAGCGUUUGGGCAUCAAUGAGUUUGAGCAACGGCUCCAGCCGAAACCCCGCAAACAGGAUGCCAGAUUGAUGCGAGAGCAACCCAAGUGCCGCAAAAUGGGGUUAGCGAGAGCAACUGCAGUCAUUUUUACCCCAAAUCCCGCACGAUGCCAUCGCUCCAGAGCAGCCCCGGCUGCCGGGACAAUGUGGGGUUGCAAACUCCAAAAGUCAGCAGGCAAAAAAAAAAAAAAAAAGGGAAAAAACCCUCUUCUCCAGGUUUUUUCCCCACUCCGAGUGCCAAGGUGCCAGCUGUAACGCGGAGGCUUUUUUCCAGCUUUUUGACGCCCGUUUCCCUGCUUUGCUUUCAGAUCUCCCAUUAGAAGCGUGCUUGCAAAGCCGGGCGGUUUCUUUGUCUCUUUUCUGGCUCUCUGAAAUGCAAAAUAACCGUCGGCACCGCGGGACCUGCGACCGCCCCGUUAGGAUACGCUGGAAUAACCAGGCACGCGCCGCAGCGGCAGGGCGAACCCAGCCCGAACAAGCCAAAAAAACGCCGCAGAAGGCAAGGAAAAGGGGCUGCAAACCCCAAAUCCCAGCCCAAACCCAUCUCCUUUCCCCCAGGGGACUGGUGCACGCUCAGGUUUGCGUCCCGGCAUUUCGGGAUCGCUCUUCGCCACCGGCAGCACAGACCAAGGAGCGGCAAAUCCCCGUUUCCGUACGGACCUUGAAGUCCACCCGGUUGCUCGGAAGCGCAAAUUUAACGCCCUGUUUUCAACCCCUCCCCGGUGCAGGAUAAAAACGGCAAAGAUCAGCCCACGCCCUGCUUCCUGCUCCCACUAAGAUAAAAUAAAAUAAAAGAUAAAAUAAAAGAUAAAAUAAAAGAUAAAAUAAAAGAUAAAAACAGGCAGUUUUGCAAAAAGGGAGCUCCUAGUUUGUGCUCACCAUUAAAAAAAAAGGCCUUCCAGGCUCAAAUGAUCAGUUUAUAACCCACUGGUCACCCCACGCUGCCCCAAAACCGGUCUCCAGUGAACACAGCACCCCAGGUACUUGCAUUUUCAGUUCAGUUUGCAGCUAAUAAGAGUUAUUCCCACGGCAGCAUCCCCAUCCAAAGAGUCAUUCCCAUGGCAGCAUCCCUAUCUGCAUGGUCUCGCUCCGACCAUCGGGCUCGCCUACCGUUAAGUCGAGGCAGAUUUUGGUAAAUAAAUGGGUUUUUUUGCAUGAUGCCCAGUCACCGGGGACAGGAGGAGAAGGGGGGGCAGAUGGGACCGGUCCAAAAUCAGGCGAGAGGAGGGCUGCCCUUGCCAUCAGCUGCAGCCAACUGCAAUGUGCAGGUUUUAAUUAGAGGAGCGGUGCCGAGGCGCAGCUGAUCGGCAUCAGUGCCAAAGGCCCUGUCCCACUCGCCUAUUAAGGCUGGUUUAUUUAUUUUUAUGGGUCUUUUUUUUUUUUAAUCAUGCAAAAGGGAGAGGGGGAAUAAAUGGUGGUGCACGCUGCUGCCAUGCCGUGCUUUGCGCGGGUGUCUGCUCCCAGCCGAGCUUUCCCGCAGAAAUCCCACGUCUCCGGGCGGUUCAGCACGUCGGAUCCGAGCGAGGAGUCAACGUCAACCUUUGCCAGAGGGUUGGCAGCGGUUCUUCAGUGCCCGCUGGAGAAAAGCGUGGGAGCCAGUUGUAAAAGAAAAGCUCAUCAGCCAGGAUGAUGGAAAAAUGCUGGAAAGCAGCCGGGCGAAUCCGAAAUCGGUGUGGCCCCGUCCGUCCUGGUGUGCAUGUUUGUCCCAUUUGCAAAGCGAAUGCCGAGCCUCGAGGCUGUUCCCUGGGAAGCGGCGUUCGGAGGAGAAACGAACCCCCCGGGCUUCAAACUGAGCCUACUGUUGCGUGCAAAUCCCGCUAAAAACCAGAGUUAUCCUGCUUUGGGUCAGGCUUUGGGGAAUUCUAGGUAGUUGCUUUGGAAAGGAGGGGAGGAGACGUAGAAAGGGUUAUUUCCAGCCUGGCAAACCUGGGUUCAGGCUGCAGGUGGAGGGCUCGAGCCCCGGCGCGGCGGAUGGAAGCGGGACCGAGCCUGCUCGGACCGAGGGGAAAAAAUCGCGGCUGUUUUUCACCUGUCUGGUUGGGUCUUUUUAUAGCUUUCGUGUGCCACCGCGGAGAGUUUGGCAGACUUCAGCGAUCCCAUCAAUCUGAUUAUUCACUAUGGCAAAGGCAUGAGUUUGCCUUAAUUAGCGUUUAUGGAUGCCACCGUGCUUUGCAUAAAUGUUGGCUUGAUACGCGAGUCAAAAAUAACCCCAGAAAAUGAAAAUUAAGGGUAGUUAAUUAGUUGUAGCUAUGCGCCCGUGUGUAAACUGGGGUUUCCAUGGCACCAAAUGGUCCAUUGGAUCAUCACGAUAAAGUUAGACCUGAAGGAGAAACAACUUUCGUUUAAAACCUAGAGGGAAGCAGCUUCUCCGCGUCCUCCGUAAGACUUUGCGGGCUCCUUGGUUGAAUUCCCGGGCCGAUCGCGGUGGGUUUUCGCUUCCCCGUCGCCACCGGGGCUGCCAGCCGGAGAGCUGCAGACGCCGCUCCGUCGUAGCCUCGCUGUUUAGACAAGCAAUUACUCUUUAUUACUGAACUAAACGAGUCGAGCAUUCGCUAAUGAAAGAUGUGAAAACCAGUGGAGACAGCGCGAAAAGCCGCCCGAUCUGACGGCAAGCAUGAAAUGAGGGUUAAGAGCAGUUUGGAUGUUUUGGGUGCGUGGGGGGCAGCCGAGUAACAGCAUUAAAGUGACUUUCCUCUGCCUUGGAGAGAUGCAAGCUCCUGAGGAGGGGAGAGGGUGAGAGUAAUUAUUGCUAAAGAGGAUGGAUAAGUGUGACGACGAUGCUAAUGGGUCUGAUUAAGGCAAUAUUAUUAAUUUGAGCAAUUUGACAGGCAGGGAAGCGUGUCACGGAGGGGUCUGGGAGGUCCCGCUCUGACCUGGCUCGGUGCUGGGCUAAUGCUACACGGGAUCAGGUUGCUCAGGACUUUGUCCGGGUGAGCCCAGAGGAUCUCCCACACCGGGGAUCCCCACUGGAUCAUCCUCACCAGGAUCAGGCCACGCUGAUCCCGCUUUCUCCCCUUCCUUUUCAUACAAGCAGCUGUAAGCUUCCCAACAAAACACACCGCGGUUACAAAAGACCAAGGUGUCAAGAAGAAACACGGGCGCUUCCCGAAGCCCCAGUCCUCCCGAAAAGCAAUUGCUCAGGGGAGCAUCACCAUGCAGAGCAUCUCCAGAAAUAUAUUGCUGUUACUGCAAACCAGAUCGCGCUGUCCGCCUUGAUUGAAGCACAAAGCAACAAGAUUUCAGGGAGGUAAUGAGAGCAAUUUAAGCAGAGGUGAAAAGAGGGGAAAAAAAGGGAAAAGGAGAGUUGUUCUGAAUCACUCUUGCUCUCUGCAAAGCGGCACGCAACUGCGCUAGCUCAACAGCAGAUAAUAUCGGUAUUGAGCGACGGACAGUUGAUUAUUACGAGCUGUUCGCAGUCCAAAAGCCUCCCUGAUUCAGGGCAUAAUGAAACAGGCUGCAAAUCUGCAUUUAGAUUGAGGCAUUUAGGAAUCCAUACCCCAAAGAGGAGCUGUCUUCCUUGGCUGAUGCUUUUGAUGGUCUUCACAAAGGAAGACAAAAAUUGUGCGUGGCUUAAAAACCCCGAACAGCCCCCAACCCGGUGCUGCCGCCCUUGGCCGAGACAUCCUCCGGCACCGCGGGCCGAAGGAUCGCCCCGACACCCAAGCGGACACCAGCCGCGGACGUUAGCCACACCAAUAUUUGAUCAGCUGCAAAAAAAGGCCACGGACCGGUGGCAGAGGCACCCCAGGACACCUCCAGGGACAUCUGAGCCGCGUGGCAUGCCCAGGGGAUGGAGCCCACGAUGCAUUUUGGACGCGGUCAUCUCUGGUCCCAGAUGCUCUCUGAAGAUAAACCCUCCCUGAGGACCGGGUCUGUGCUCCGAGCACAGCAAAGCGAGGUGUCCCAUGCUGCAAACCAUCUUCUCCUCCUCCUACAAAACAGAGAGGUUCAGAGGAUGCAGCCGUGGCAAUAACCGCCAAAAUCCAGGUUGCAAACCCGGUUAGCAGCCUGUGCUCACUGCAGCUCGAGGGCUGCAGGCUGUGUCCGGACCAGCCUGCUCAUUUCCCCCUCUUCCAUCCUACAGGAACGUCGCCAGGAACAACACGAGACGUGCGUGGGCACAGCCAGAUCCGAGCCGGGCAGCGGCACGGUCGCCGACAGCAUGCCUCGCCAACGCGGCCGCGCCGCCUCCUCCUCGCUGCCGCCUUCCCCGACAGCCUCCGAGGAUUUACAGCACCAGUCGCAUCCCUCAUCCGCUUCAGAGCCGGCAAUCUUACCUCGAUCGCUUCUCUGGGACCUCCAGGGCUUUUCCGCGGCUGGAAGCACGAGCCUGUGCCGUGCCUGCGCUGUGGAUGAUUUAUACAUCACUGCGCUUGAGGGGUUGUUUUUACGUUUGAUUUUGCAGCUGUUACCGGGGCUGUGGAAUUCGGGAUUUCAGAGUGCAAAUACUUCACCUGGUGAUAAAAAAAAAAACAAGAGGUGGGUUGUAACCCUCUUCAGAUCAUCCUGCGUACGCUGGCUUUCCCCAGGGACCCCCUGCCCGGAGCCACACUAAGGGGUCCGAGGCAACGAAGUCCAAGCUGCGCUAGUGCAAUUGUGCUACAUCCAAAUCAGCAAAAAGCAGAAGCAGAUGAGAGGGACACCAAGGACAGCAAGGAGGAGGA